This is a messenger RNA of Aegilops tauschii subsp. strangulata, 1502 nucleotides long. NCBI's taxonomy places the organism in Eukaryota, Viridiplantae, Streptophyta, Magnoliopsida, Poales, Poaceae. The record is from RefSeq and is a predicted model, not a curated record.
GUUAUCAGCACGCUCAAAACCGCUGGGCGAGAACGACGACGAGAAGAAAGCGACGGACAGACGACGGUGUCGUUCGACAACGGAGACAACAAAUCCGGCGAUCCUUAAUUCCGGUCCAGACUCCACGCGAAUACAUUCGCUGGAGGGGUCGCCUCGAGAAACAGAGAAGUCGGAGUGAGAGAAGAUCAAGCAAGCACGUAAAGACCAAAGUCUUGAUCUACUCUAAUUGCUACAUGAAUAAGGUGCCACUUUCCGAUUUCAAUUUGGCAAGCAUCAAACGAUUUCAUCAAGAAAUAUAGUACUCCCUCCGCAAACUUAUAUAAGAGUGUUUAUCGAGGGAGUACCUUUUUGGCAUUCUCCGGGUCCGCGCACGCGGCGACUAUCUCCAGGCACACAGCAGCAUCCUCACGGCAGUUGCAGAGCCCUCCGUCGCUUGGCGGAUGUGCGCAUGGUCUUCACGACCGGCGCCGCGUGACGCGGAGGCUAUGCGAUCCCGCGGCAUGACAGCGCCCGCUCAGAGCCUCGUUGCGCUUCUCGCGCGACGGCCAUCGGCCCCGGUGAGGUCCCCCGUGGUGGCCUCCAUCUGGGCCUGUCGGCUCCAGGCAAACGCUGCCUCGCCUGUCGCAGCCCUUGGCUCCACAGCGCUCCAGAGGUUGCCGUCGGUGGCGCACGUCCCAAGCGACGCCAUCGUGCCGCCGCGCCUGCCAUCUCCGACCCCCGCGGUCGUUGAGGUCGCCACCAGCCACGCACUGGCCUUCGUCUCGGCGACGACCGGCGCAUCCUCCUUCGUCUUUGGUUUGGGCGCGGGCGGCUCCUCCAACCACGUGGUUGUCGACGCCGACGCCGACGCCGCGCCUGCCGUCCCCGACGCUGGCCACCCCUCAGUUUUCGCCGCGCUCUGGGGUUCGUCACCGCCUCUUGGCCCUCGGCGUCUCGCUGGCGAGUCCACCGUCGAGCGGCCGCUCCGGCACGCGGAGCCCCGCGGCACUCGGGCUCGCGAUCGGCGCCUCCAACGGCGUCGCGCCGGGCACUCUGCUCCCUGGAGGAUCCUCGGACGAGGAAGAGCGCGGCGGGAGUUUUUCUCGCCGCCGGUGAAGUAGCCGACCGGCCGUAGUCGUCUCCGCCUGUCUUGGUCGCGUGGAGUGGGGAUGGAAGGCGCUGGGGAUUUUUGAUCCGUGGUACCUCUGCCUUAUCUCUUCGCAUGACCAAGCUGGCUUCAUCUAACAUGGAUUGCGUGGCCAUGUGCAUGUGGUGGAAAUUUAGGCAACCGGCAGGCGUUGCUUUAUUUGCUACUCCAUGAGUACUUGCUCCUCUGAUUGAGCACAGUAGCAGAUUAUUAGUGUUCCAACACACUCCUAACAGUGAUUUCAUUCUUGUUAAAAUCAGUACAUAUAUUUUACUACUGUUUUCUGUUGAGUACCGAGGUAUUCAUCUUAAGUUGAUGUAAUAUAUUUCCACGUUUACCACGUGUUGAGAUUAAUUAUGUUCAUUUGCAAUUGAGA